AUGGCUACUCCCCAACCCGCGGGAGAGCCCCAGUACGGCGCCCCCAAGGCGGAGCAUCUCCGACUCCCGGCCGGCGUGUACGUCCCCACCCUGGCCUUCUUCACAGAGUCGGACGAGGUCGACACUAACACGCUCGAGCGCCACAUCGUCAGGCUCAUCAACGCGGGCGUGGCGGGCAUCGUCGUCCACGGGUCCAACGGCGAGGCGGUGCACCUGUCGAGGGAGGAGCGCAGCUCGAUGAUCCGCUGCGCCGCCGACACCAUCCACCAGGAGGGCCUCGACGUCCGGAUCCCGCUCGUCGCGGGCUGCGGGGCCCAGUCGACGCGCGAGACCAUCCAGCUCUGCCGGGACGCCGGCAGGAGCGGCGCGACGCACGCGCUGGUGCUGCCGCCCAGCUACUACGGCCCGCUGCUCGGCGACGACAGGUCGUCCGCCACUUCUACGACGUCGCCGACGCGUCGCCCGUCCCGCUGCUCAUCUACAACUUCCCCGGGGCGGCGUCCGGGCUGGACCUGUCGUCGACGCGUCUCGCGCAUCGCGCGGCACCCCAACGUCGUCGGCGUCAAGCUGACGUGCGGCAACACGGGCAAGCUCGCGCGCGUGGCCGACGACGCGCCCCCGGGCUUCUUCGUCGCCGGCGGCAGCGCCGACUUCAUUCUGCAGGGCCAGGUCGUCGGCGGCCACGGCACCAUCGCGGGGCUGGCCAACCUCGCGCCGCGGGCGUGCGUUCGCAUCGUUGAGCUCGCAUCCCGCGGCGAGCUCGCCGAGGCGCGCCGGCUGCAGGCCGUCGUGGCCAGGGGGGACUGGGUCGCCAUCCGGACGGGCUUCGUGGGCGUCAAGGCGGCCAUGGGGCACUUUGAGCAGUACGGCGGCGCGCCACGGAAGCCCUGCGCCGCGCCCUCGCCCGAGGAGCUCAAGGGCAUCGUGGAGGGGCUGAGCGAGCUGCUGCAACUGGAGAGGCGGCUGGAGGCGGGAGGCCGCGCCGGCUGCGUACACUGA
Messenger RNA from Colletotrichum graminicola M1.001, 999 nucleotides. RefSeq names its product dihydrodipicolinate synthetase. Bases 1 to 999 code for a protein of 332 amino acids. Gene Ontology annotation, molecular function: 4-hydroxy-tetrahydrodipicolinate synthase activity. The record is from RefSeq and is a predicted model, not a curated record. NCBI's taxonomy places the organism in Eukaryota, Fungi, Ascomycota, Sordariomycetes, Glomerellales, Glomerellaceae. The transcript has a single exon.